CAGUUGUGUCGCGCCAGUCUCCUUUUUGUGCGGCAGAUGAAGCGCUGUAGCCUGGCAUACCGUUGGUGGUUUCAAGGUGGUGGCCUUGCUGACCGAAUCUAUGCUCGUGGCGUUCAGCAGUGUGCCUCGGCCACUGAACCAUGGCAUAUAAGGUACUAGUAUGGUGUUUGUUUCUGAUUUCUUCCUUUCCAGCCAGUGCCUGUGAUUCUCAUUCCAAUUGAGACGGUGUACAGAUCCUAUUCUCUGCUGUCGUCCUAGGUCGAGGGUCCUGAGACCGUGACUUGCGCUCGUUGUACCGGAUUGGUGGCCGAAACCGUUCCCUAAGUUCGUGGUUGCUGUUCAACAUGCCCUACAAAUCCCGUUGGACAGUCCCCGUGCCGGAUUGCUCCUUACAGACCUUCCUCUUCGAGUCUCCAGAUCAUCCCCUAGGGUCGAAACGGAGUUUCAUCGACGCUGCUCGCCCGGACACUCACUAUCUCACACGCGACCAGUUUCGGUUAUGGGCCCAACGGUUCGCGUUAGGGCUACACAGGUCCAAACACUACCGGAAGGGCGACCGUGUCCUACUCUACAGUGGCAAUGACCUCUUCGUGCCCGUGGUUUUCAUGGGCGUCGUGUGUGCAGGCGGCAUCUUCACCGGUGCCAAUCCCACGUUUGUGGCGCGUGAACUGGCCCACCAGUUGAAGGAUAGCGGCGCCACUUACCUGCUCUGCGCCGACGGCUCCAUAGACACAGGCAUCGAAGCAGCCAGAUUGGCCGGGCUGGACCCUUCCGAGCGCGUGUUCGUCUACAACGCCAACAUCUACGAUGCACAAACAGAAACCCGCGGCUUGAAGGGAUGUCGAUACUGGAGCGAGCUGAUUGCUCCGGAGCAGGACGCCAGGGGGUUCCAAUGGGACGACCUGACUGGACCAGGGGAGUCCGACACGACGAUUGCCCUCAACUACAGCAGCGGAACCACAGGUGUGCCCAAAGGCGUGGAAAUCACGCACAAAAACUACAUUGCCAACACGAUCCAAGUGGCUCAUCUUGCAACGCUAUGGCCUGACGCUGAAGCCCGCAUCGCGCGUGCAUCCUGGCUCUGUUUCCUUCCCUUGUACCACGCCUAUGGACAGACCCGCUUCGUGGCUGGCGGCUUCCACCGCGAGAUUCCAGUCUACAUCAUGUCCAAGUUCGACCUGAUCAAGUCCCUCGAGUAUGUGCAGAGAUUUCGCAUCACCGAACUCGCCCUGGUUCCGCCCAUUGCCGUUCUCCUCGCUAAACACCCGGCGGUCGACCAGUACGACUUGACUUCUGUCGAAUCAGCCGGGUCAGGAGCCGCACCUCUGGGCAGGGACAUUAGCGAACAGGUCGAGCGGCGGUUAGGCAAUCAAUUCAACUUCAAGCAAGGAUGGGGCAUGACCGAAUGUACCUGUUCAUUACUAGGUUGGGACCCGAGAUUGACGUCCACCAACCAUUCCGUCGGCGAGCCCAACGCCAACUGCGAAGCCAAGAUCAUGACCGAGGACGGCACGCGCGAGAUCACCGAGCGGGGCCCCUCGGCCGUGGGCGAGCUGUGGUGUCGAGGACCCAACAUCAUGAAAGGCUACUGGAACAAUCCCAAAGCGACGGCUGAGACACUGACGCCGGACGGCUGGCUGAAAACAGGCGACAUUGCCUACGUCGACGACGAGGGGAUGUUCUUUAUUGUCGAUCGGAAAAAGGAACUCAUCAAAGUCAAGGGCAACCAGGUCGCCCCUGCGGAGCUCGAGGCCUUACUUCUCGAACACCCCGGCAUCGCCGACGCCGCCGUCAUCGGUAUGCCGACCGAAGACGGCGACGAGAAGCCUCGUGCCUUUAUUGUCCGUCAGGUCGGUGAGCGAGGCGCCAAACUGACGGCCGAGGAAGUCGCAGACUUUGUCGCUACCAAGGUAGUCCGCUACAAGAGGCUGGCCGGUGGUGUCGAGUUCCUCGAUGCCAUCCCCAAGAACCCAUCCGGCAAGAUCUUGCGCAGGCAAUUGAGGGAUCAGGCAAGGGAAAGGUUAAGGAGACAAGGGGCCAAGCUGUGAUGAAAUCGCCAAAUGCAGGACUAAAUUUUGGACAGGGUGUUUUGUUUGUCCUACAGUAUCGAACCCUAUUCCUACGCCAUGUGUGGAAUGUGCGAGGGCUCUUUCUUGACCACUGGGCUGUGACAGCACCGCGGCUUUUUGUUAUUUUUCCAUUGCGCAUAUACAAUUGCUUGGAAAGAGAAAUUGAAUUUAUAUGAAAUGCAUCAAAGAGACGCGGGCAAUGAUUAUUGGGUAUGGCAGAAUGGCAGAACACCACCAAUGGAUCUACAUGUGCAAGAGCAUACAUGGUCACAAUGUAUGUCAGGAUAAAAGAUUGCUUUUGGUCUAUUUGUUACAGCCCAAUGGCAUACCUCGUCAGUCUAUAAACGGGUCGCUCUUCCUUGUGCCUAGCACAUCACCCUCUCACCUGACAAGCAGAGUUCUUGUAGUUAUGCGAGGAUGUUCUUCUUUUGCC
Exophiala dermatitidis NIH/UT8656 is the source of this 2502-nucleotide messenger RNA. Its product is annotated as 4-coumarate-CoA ligase. The coding region runs from base 345 to 2048 and encodes 567 amino acids. Gene Ontology annotation, biological process: secondary metabolic process. The transcript is spliced from 2 exons. The record is from RefSeq and is a predicted model, not a curated record. Gene Ontology annotation, molecular function: CoA-ligase activity. Lineage: Eukaryota; Fungi; Ascomycota; Eurotiomycetes; Chaetothyriales; Herpotrichiellaceae.